Messenger RNA from Staurois parvus, 156 nucleotides. The record is from the annotation of a GenBank genome assembly. NCBI's taxonomy places the organism in Eukaryota, Metazoa, Chordata, Amphibia, Anura, Ranidae.
GUUGGGACAUUCCUGAAAAAUGCUUGGCACAAAGAACCGGUCUUAACUGUCUCUGCAGGCAUCGGUGCUCUUGUACUUCCCAUUGUCAGUCCAUAUACAAAGUAUUCUUCGAUGUACAACAAAGCUAUUCCAUACACAUAUCCAGCUUUGUUUUAA